AUGUGGUGGCUGUACCAGUUUCACUUCACCUGCAUCUCUGUUCGACUUUCUUUCGCAAUGAUUGCAAAGGUAGCAAUUGCAGUGGUGGGUGGUUUUCUAGGAUGGAUUUAUACACGAAUCAAACCACCACCUCCUAGGGUUUGUGGAUCACCUGUUGGCCCUCCUAUUACUUCACCUCGAAUCCAACUUAAUGAUGGAAGACAUCUAUCUUACAGAGAGUGGGGUGUCUCCAAAGAUAAAGCCAAGUACAAGAUCAUUGUCAUUCAUGGCUUUGAUAGCUCCAAAGACAUGAAACUCCCAAUUUCGCAGGAACUUAUUGAAGAGCUACAAAUUUACUUUCUGUCAUUUGACAGAGCAGGAUAUGGAGAGAGUGAUCCGCAUCCAAAGCGUUCAGUCAAAAGUGAAGCAUUUGAUGUUCAAGAAUUAGCUGAUAAGUUACAAAUCGGUUCCAAAUUCUACAUAAUUGGACUCUCAAUGGGUGCAUAUGCUGUUUGGAGUUGCCUCAGAUACAUUCCACACAGGUUGUCAGGAGUAUCACUUGUGGUGCCAUUUGUUGAUUACUGGUGGCCAUGUUUGCCUUCUGAUUUGGCUAAAGAAGUGUUUGAGCUACUUCUUGUUCAAGACAGGUGGACAUUUCGUGUGGCACAUUAUACCCCAUGGCUGUUUCAAUGGUGGAUGAAUCAGAAAUUGUUUCCUUCUUUAAGCAUCAUGGCUGGAAACAUGAAUAUAUUUUGCCAACCAGAUUUGGAGUUCUUGAAGAAUCUGCCACCUAACCCUGAUGAUAAUACUCAGGAAAAGACACGUCAGCAAGGUGUUUAUGAGUCUCUGUAUCGUGAUAUAAUGGCUGGUUAUGGAAAAUGGGAGUUUGACCCGAUGGAUAUAACUAAUCCAUGGCCAGAUAACAAUGGUGCUGCUCAUAUUUGGCAGGGUUUUGAAGAUAAAAUCAUACCAUAUAAAGUGAAUCGGUUUCUUUCUGAAAAAAUUCCUUUUAUUCGGUAUCAUGAGGUCAAAGGUAAAGGCCAUUUUCUACCUUUUGAAAGCGGUAUAUGCGAAGAAAUUUUUAGGACACUUUUAGUUGGAUGAACAAUAACACUCGCCAAAGGGUUAUAUGUAAUAUCCAAAAUUGCAAUAAUUAUCACAAAGUCAUAUUAAAUCUCGGUUUUUAUGUUGGUAUAAC
Lactuca virosa is the source of this 1177-nucleotide messenger RNA. NCBI's taxonomy places the organism in Eukaryota, Viridiplantae, Streptophyta, Magnoliopsida, Asterales, Asteraceae. The record is from the annotation of a GenBank genome assembly.